Schistocerca nitens (vagrant locust) is the source of this 3564-nucleotide messenger RNA. RefSeq names its product ATP-binding cassette sub-family G member 1. The coding region runs from base 659 to 2533 and encodes 624 amino acids. Gene Ontology annotation, molecular function: ABC-type transporter activity; ATP binding; ATP hydrolysis activity. The transcript is spliced from 14 exons. Gene Ontology annotation, cellular component: plasma membrane. The record is from RefSeq and is a predicted model, not a curated record. NCBI's taxonomy places the organism in Eukaryota, Metazoa, Arthropoda, Insecta, Orthoptera, Acrididae.
CACUUGGAGGCUAACUUAUGGGAGCUUCAGAGUCCAUCAGCUACACUGGGUGCAAGUGGUGGUGUGGCGUCCCUGUUCUUUCGACUAGGUGAGGGAUCUGGAGCACGUGCUGGCCAGGACAACAGUAUCAAGUGCCCAGAAGGCCAAAGCGAGCUGUCGGACCGUGGACGAGUGCGAAGACCCCGUGACGAAUCGCCACUGGUCACGAGGAGACGAGACGCUUUCUCUGGAGAGGGGCUCGCAGCCUGGCGCAACCUUCCCCACCACGUCCCGGCGGCGGUUCGCAGCCUCCCCGGAACCGCAACGCCCGUGGGAGGUGACGCCGCGGCGGCUGUUAGCGGUGGCCAGCCAGCUCAGCCAGCACAGUGAAGUCGGCGGCCAGACAGCCGCGUCGCGCUCCCCAGCCAGCAGCCAGCGCCGCCCGCGCACACGUCCGGACGAGACAGACACCUGUCUGUCGCUCCCGAGGCGCGCUUCAACACGGACGGCGAGUGUGCUCCUGUCUACGUCGACCGGGCGCUCCGAGCUUUCGUAGUUCGCGUAUUGGAGGCGAUUUGCGGGUCAGACAACCGCCUACAUCGUGCCGGGUGCGACAAUCGGUGGAUGCCAGUGGGGUCGUCUCUUGAACGGAUUGUCUAGUUGGAACGACUUGCACGCCAUGGACGUCGGCUUCAGAGAUCUCAAGUACACCGUCAACAAGUGGUACCGGUUUUCAGAGCCGAGUAAAACCAUCUUGCACGGGCUGAGCGGCACCUUCAAGUCUGGCCGGCUGACAGCGAUCCUGGGCCCGUCCGGCGCGGGCAAGAGCAGCCUGCUGGACGUUCUCUCCGGCUGCAGGCGGUCUGGCGUGAGCGGCGAACUGCUGCUGGGCGGCUCUCCGCGGGACGAGGCGCACUUCCGGCGCGUGUCGUGCUACCUCAUGCAGGAGGACCUGCUGCAGCCGCGGCUCACCGUGCGCGAGCUCAUGCUGCUCGCUGCCGAGCUCAAGAUGCCCGCCAGGUGCUCGCGGAGGCACCGCGAGGAGACGACGGAGGAGAUCCUGGAGACGCUGGGACUGUGGGAACACCGUAACACCAGGACGGAGCAGCUGUCGGGUGGCCAGCGGAAGCGGCUGUGCGUGGCGCUGGAGCUAGUCAGCAACCCACCAGUCUUCUUCCUGGACGAGCCCACCAGCGGGCUGGACGAGGUGUCGGCCAAGCUGUGCCUGCGGCUGCUGCAUGAGGUGUCGCGGCAGGGCCGCGCCGUCAUCUGCACGAUGCACACGCCCUCCGCGUCGCUGCUGGCGCUACUGGACGACGUGUACGCCAUGGCGCGUGGCCGCUGCGUCUACCAGGGGCCCAGCGGCGGCAUCGUCUCCUUCCUCGCCGCCUGUGGCCUCUACUGCCCCACACACUACAACCCCGUCGACUACCUGGUGGAGAUGCUGGAAGUUCCCGACGAAGAGGGCGCGCUUGUCUUGGAGCGACUGUGUGCAGCCAUCGACAACGGCCGCAACCGGUGGCAGCUCCCACUACCCGUCACUGCAGGUGACGAGUACGGUAGCUCCCAGGUAGCCAACGUCUUCGCUGCGGCUCCAGACAUUUGCAACGGGAGAUCGGGCAGCGACUCCUACAGCGACAGUGGAUCCUCAGAGAACGACCAACAGUUGGUGACGAGGUCAAGCAACAAGAAGCUGCGCCCGUACGCAGCCGACUGUCCAGUUUCGACAUGGCGCCAGUUUAUACUCUUGUGCCGGCGGAUGGUGACCCAGGCCAGAAGAAACAAGGUAGCCAUCACAAUACAGGUAUUUCACCAUUUGAUGUGUGCUCUCCUCCUUGGACUGGUAUUCUUCAGACGGGCCAAUGACGGCAGCCUUAUGUUUGAGCAUUUGAAAUUCUGUGUAGCAGUUAUUCUUUUCCACACUUAUACAUGGUGUAUGGUGCAAGCUAUAAUAUUUCCCAUUGAGGCAAAGCUAGUGAUGAAGGAGCACUUAAAUGGCUGGUACAGUCUUCACCCCUACUAUAUGGCACUUCAACUAAUUAGUUUACCGUCUGUGGUCUUUCUCAGCCUUGUAUUCCUAAGCAUAAUCUACACAAUGAUAGGACUACCAAUGGAGCUCAACAGAUUUCUGCUCUUUGCAGUUGUGGGAAUAAUCACUUCAGUAGCUGCUGAAGGGAUGGGCAUUGCUAUUGGCUCAACAUUCAGUAUUACGAAUGGUUGUAUUGUUGGCCCAGCUACUAUUGCACCUUUCCUGGGAUUAGCAAUUUAUGGAUUUGACUUUGCUCAUGAUAUACCAGCAUGGAUGAAUGUACUGAUGCAGAUGAGUUUCAUGCGAAGCGGAGUAGUUGGUUUAGUGCUGAGUGUUUUUGGUCUCAAUAGGAGUGUUCUAGACUGUCCUGACAUAUAUUGUCAUUAUGCAGACCCUAAAGUUAUUCUUCAAAUGACAGAUGUAGAUGAAAUGUCAUUUUGGACGCCUAUCUCUUAUAUAAUAUUUCUAACAUUAACUUUAAGAAUUCUGGGUUUCAUAGGACUACGGGUACGACUUGUUAAAUAAAGAGACUCAUUCCUUCCACAGUUCAUUGUGGAACACAGACAUGUGGGCUGAAGUGAGAAUUUUUGUAUGUGGCUGUGCAGUAUUAUUUAUUGCUGUAUGUGUGUGUGUGUGUGUGUGUGUGUGUGUGUGUGUGUGUGUGUGUGUGUGUGUGUUUAUAGGAACCAAAGAAUAUCUUUCAGAGUACAAUAAAAUAAUAUUUUAGUCUCUAAAGGUACAAUAUAAUAAAUAUCUGAAAAUAAUAUGUGUGUUUCUGUCCAGCAGACUAUUUUUAGUACUAUAUUGUCUCAAGAUGUGAAAAAGUUUUAAAAUUUGGUUAAUUUAUUCAAAAUAUUGAUGUUUUUUGGAAUGUUUAAUGUAAGUGGUUCAGAAAUAUCUUUGAGUGUACCUAUUUUUUAACUCACUUAAUCUCAGCUUACUGCAAAUUUUAUUCUGUACCUGUCAGUCUGAUAAAAUGAAUAUAAACAUUUUUUACUUUAUUUCAUGGUAUCAAAGUGGUAUUUCAUAGUGGUAUUUUAUCAUCCAUAAACAUAGGAAUAGCAUAAUCAAAUGUUAACAUAAUUUUAAGCAGACAUGACACUGUAAAAUUGAAUCUUACUAGCUAAGCAGAGAGAGACCAAUUUUUUCUCUUCUGAUAAACAUUAAUGCAAUUACUGUAUGACCCAGAAUCAUGAAGAAAUUGUAGAAAAGUCCAAAAUACCCAGCACAGAUUAGUACACCAAAAUUAGUAUGUAUGGAUGUUGCAAUAUAUACAGAAUUCUUAAAGACAAGUUUAACAUCACAAAUUUUUGGGUAAAGAAUACUGACAUAUGGCUUACAGACCAACAUGAAACUUUUAACAGAAUUUUUUUAUAGUCCUUACUAAAAUAUUUGCUAUGUUUAAUAGUAUAGAUACCAUAUGUGAAAUAAUAUAUAAGUUGUUACACAGUUAUCAUAAGAGUGUGAAUUGAUUUCUGCCGCUUUGACCGCUGGAAACAACUCGGUGAACUAUGUGAAGCCAUGAGCAUUGUGAUGAGAACAUGGAAAGAAAUUUA